This is a messenger RNA of Aspergillus saccharolyticus JOP 1030-1, 2596 nucleotides long. It is a transcript of the gene kexA, whose product is annotated as serine-type carboxypeptidase kexA. Gene Ontology annotation, biological process: peptidyl-arginine methylation; proteolysis. The transcript is spliced from 8 exons. Gene Ontology annotation, molecular function: protein-arginine omega-N monomethyltransferase activity; serine-type carboxypeptidase activity. The record is from RefSeq and is a predicted model, not a curated record. NCBI's taxonomy places the organism in Eukaryota, Fungi, Ascomycota, Eurotiomycetes, Eurotiales, Aspergillaceae. Bases 1 to 2430 code for a protein of 809 amino acids.
AUGAGUGAUCAAACCUCUUCUUCAGGUCCUGUGACCAUUGUGGUCGAGCAUCUAGACCCCGAAUUGGGCGCUUGGUCCGCUCUGGAGUAUGGCUGCAUUGCCCGUGAAGCCCAUGCCUCGGGGAGCAGAUUUCUGCUCAGUUCCGUGCCCACCUCCCUGCAGAUGCCGGAGGAUCUGGCAGCCACUCCCGGCCUGAAUGUCGAGCAUCGCAGUGUCGAGGAGAUUUUCGCGGAUCGCAAGUCCCGCGUCUGUCUGCUGGAUCCUUCUGCAGAGGUCGAAUUGAGUCCCGCUGACGCAGAGACCUUCGAUGUCUUCCUCUUCGGCGGUAUUCUGGACCGCACUUCGGAAUUGAGAAAGAAAGGCUACGCUGGUCGACGACUGGGCCCUGUGCAAAUGACCACCGAUACGGCCGUGCGUGUCACUCGCCUCGUGGUCCACGAUAAGAUUCCCUUGGAGGAGAUCAAAUAUGUUGAUCACCCCGAGAUUCACAUUAACGAACACGAACGGACUGAGAUGCCCUUCCGCUAUGUGACUGGAGAGGAUGGCCAGCCCAUCAUGCCUCCUGGUAUGGUGGACCUGAUUAAGAAGGAUGCCGACCAGGUCUCACUGUCGACAUGGGCUUUGUCGACCCUUCUUUUCCUCAGUCCUGCCGUCGUCUCGGCCAAAUCGGCGGCCGACUACUACAUUCAUUCCCUCCCGGGCGCACCUGAUGGUCCGCUGUUGAAGAUGCACGCUGGACACAUCGAAGUUGACCCUAAAAGCAAUGGACAUCUGUUCUUCUGGCACUACCAGAAUCGUCAUAUCGCCAAUCGCCAACGCACCGUCUUGUGGCUGAACGGCGGACCCGGAUGCUCGUCGAUGGACGGAGCGUUGAUGGAGGUUGGACCGUACCGACUGAAAGACAACCAUACCCUUGAGUACAAUGAAGGGUCGUGGGACGAGUUUGCCAAUCUACUCUUUGUCGACAACCCAGUUGGCACGGGUUUCAGCUACGUCAACACUGACAGCUAUAUACACGAACUCGAUACGAUGGCGACGCAGUUCAUAGUCUUCUUGGAGGAGUGGUUCAAACUGUUCCCGGAGUACGAGAGUGACGACAUUUACCUUGCAGGCGAGUCCUACGCCGGACAGCACAUCCCCUAUAUUGCAAAAGCUAUGCAAGAACGGAACAAGAAGAUCGCCAAUACCAACACCGCGCAGUGGCAACUGAGAGGUCUUCUUAUUGGCAACGGCUGGAUCGCUCCUGAGGAACAAUACAUGUCCUACCUACCAUUUGCGUACGAAGAAGGCCUCAUCAAAGAAGGCAGCUCGGGUGCGAAGGACUUGGAGGUGUUGCAGUCCGUCUGCCAGUCACGAUUGGAAGCGGGCAAGAACCGGAUCCACAUCGACGACUGCGAGAAGAUAAUGAAUGGUAUUCUGGACAAGACGAUCGUCAAUAACCAGUGCUACAACAUGUAUGACAUCCGCCUACGGGACAGUCUAGAUGCCUGCGGAAUGAACUGGCCGACAGAUUUGGUGGAUGUGAAGCCUUAUCUGCAGCGGGAGGAUGUAGUGGCGGCUCUCCACAUUGACCCAGCCAAGAAGUCCGGCUGGACCGAGUGUUCCGGCGCGGUCAGCAGCAAUUUCCUUGCCCAGAACUCCGUGCCAUCCGUCCGACUUCUUCCGGAGCUCUUGGAGUCCGGCAUUGAGGUUCUGCUAUUUAGCGGUGAUAAGGACUUGAUCUGCAAUCAUGUCGGCACCGAACAAAUGAUCAACAACCUGAAAUGGGGCGGCGGCACUGGGUUCGAGACCUCGCCAGGAGUGUGGGCUCCCCGGCACGACUGGACGUUCGAGGGCGAGCCGACUGGCAUCUAUCAAUAUGCGCGAAAUUUGACUUAUGUGCUGAUCUACAACUCCAGCCACAUGGUGCCCUACGACCUUCCUCGCCAGACCCGGGACAUGCUGGACCGCUUCAUGAAGGUGGACAUUGCCAGCAUCGGAGGCAACCCCACGGACUCGCGCAUCGACGGCGAGAAGCUGCCGCAGACCUCGGUAGGCGGCCAUCCCAACAGCACCGCGGCCGAGGAGCAGGAGAAGCAGCGACUUAAGGAGACCGAAUGGAAGGCGUACGCCAAGUCCGGUGAGGCCGUCCUGGUGGUGGUGAUUAUUGGAGUGAUCGUGUGGGGCUUCUUCAUCUGGCGCAGCCGACAGCGGCACCAUGGCUAUCGGGGCAUCAUGCAGAAGAGCAUGGGCAGCAGUAGCUCGGUGCUUGAGCGCUUCCAGAACAAGCGGACAGGCGGCGACGUCGAGGCGGGUGAUUUUGACGAGUCGGAACUGGAUGAUUUGCACUCGCCGGGUCUAGACCGAGAGCAUUACUCGGUUGGCGAGGACAGUGACGAGGAGGAGGCUCGAGAGGGACAUGGCCAGUCUGGACGAGUUGAUCAUUUAUGAUCUUGUCACUUUGUUUAGUUUUCUUCGGGCGGUGUCAGUCAGAAUUAUGCGGACAUAUUUUGGAGUUUACGUGUUGGGAAUUAGAAACGAGGUUUGUUAUGCUUUUUAGUUGACCUGUAUAGGUGGCAGUGGUGUUUAGUGCUAGGAGGAUCUAUCGAUCAGCAUU